AUGAAGCUCUCCCUGGUAUUUGAGUUGCUUCUAAUAUUCAUUCUCUUAGCAUUUGCUGCUUCAAAAAGUAUUAAACAUCAGAAACACCAUGUCAAGAAACAAAUUGAAAACCGUAACGAUAACAGUGCAGGAGAUAAAAUCGAAGAGAACAACAUCAACAAGUACUGCAAGUGCGUAGAAGCCUUCUGCAACUGCUGCAAAGACUUUCGACUGCCUGUUGUCGAACUAAACGGACCAGGAUGUGCCUCGCUGAUGUAUCUUAAUGGAGACAAAAUGUCUGUAUCGUUAAGCUUUGGAAAAAAGGUUAUCACAAAUCGGACUCUUUCAAGCCGCAAACCUAGUCCAGUCUGCAUGCCGUUACCAGGUGGACUAUCCAAAUUCUGUGGAAGAGUUUAUAAUAUAGCAAGAGCUGGUGAGGAGUUCAGAGCAUGUCUUGGUUUAGAACUCCAAUCAAAGAAGACGGUGGAAGCUGCUGUCAGAGUGUCCUGUUUUAAGUUUGGCCCCCGUGGUGUAACUUCCGAGCCUGCUGAUCCAUUACCAUUAGUUCCAAGAGAUGAAAGGAAUGACGAUGAUGACGACGACGACGAUGAUGAUUAUGAUGCUUUUGGCCUAGCUGCUGGAGUUGAUGAUGAUGAUGGUGACGACGAUGACGACGACGAUGAUGAUGAUGACGACGGGACAAUUGAUGCUGUGAAUGAUAUUGGCAGUACGGAUUAUACAGGUUUUAGUCUUCUGGGAGAAGACAUAUUAGGAGAUCUGUUUGGUUCAACAUCUUCUAAGAAAACCAUUAAAAAAAAGAACAUUAAGAAACAGGCACCGACAUCAUCAACGACGACAACUAAGAAACCAAAACGGACGCGACGACCUGCAAGAAAACCUAGUACUAAGAGUACUACAACAAGUUCAACUACAACACGUCCAACUACAACACGUCCAACUACAACCCGUCCAACUACAACACGUCCAAUACGUUCCACUACAACUAAAAGACGUCGACCAACCGGAAAUAGACGCCCUACCCGCAGACCCACACCCAAUCGAAGACGAAAGCCAACUACAGAGAAUACAUUAACAUUGGUCUUAACAACUACUACAAAACCAGUAGUAAGUACAGUAGCAGCUGCAGUUCCAACUACGGAGCUUACCUCUCUCAUGAAUACAAUACAAACAGCAAAUUUGGCUGCACCGUCAGUUCUUGAUGACGCGUAUUCUGUAUCAGUAUUGCCAGCCACUACGCCUAAAAUCGUAUCAGACUUUGAAGAUCCGGGCUUAGAAAUGUCACUAGCGCACAUUACAGGUCAAUUAUCUGCAAUGCCUACGGGCAUUACGCCAAUAAUUGCAGAUGAAAGUAAACAAUCAGCUGUAAUAAAUAACGCAGAAGAAAUAAAAUAUGAAAAAGUUCAGACUAUUACACCUAAAACUUCAUCAACCAGACCUUUCGCUUCUUUUUCUGAGGAGGAUUUCGUUACAGAUGAUAUUAUACCAGUAGGGCAAAAUAUUGAAUCGCAAGACAUGAUAUUAGAAAGUGAACAUAAUUCUGAUAAUGAAAGUGGGGAUCAUAAAUACAACACUGGUUAUUUAAACAGCGAUGGUUAUACAGGGAAUACCUCGCCAAAAAAGACUAAAAGCAAGCAAUUUAACUUGGAUGAUUUGGAUGUUCUAGAUUUGAGCAAAAUUGGUGAGAGUUUGGGUAGUGAGUUAGGCAUAUUUAGAAAAAAUAAAAAGCACAAAGAUAACAAAAAUCUGGCAAGUCGCCCAGGAAAAGAACAUAAAGACGAUUAUGAUGACCUCUUUGACGCAAUUGGACAUACAUUAAUGAUGAAUAAAUCUGACAAAGGUCACAAACCGUACGAAAUCAUAAAGUUUAAAAUACCUCGAGACAUUUGGCAAAAAGCGCUGCACCCUACGCCUGUGCUUAAAUCAUCUGUCACUGUAACUAUUCCUAUAGAUGUGCAAGAUAACAGUAAUGAAGAAGACGAAGAUGCAGUGGACGAUGAAGCCCCAGAGCUAGAUGUGGAUACCGUGGACACUGAAGUUACGCCUGGUUUAGAUGAUCCCGUUCCUGUUGUAAGCAGUCCCACUACACCUGCUUCAAUAACACAAAGUCCUGUGCUGCAAGAUGAAAUAAUAACUGAAGAACCACCAGUUCCUGGACAAGUAACAAGAUUGCCAUGUGAGUGCCGAAAUAGACAUUGUGGCUGCUGUACUGGAGCUUUAAUGGAAAGAUUUAGGAUGAAAACAUGCGGCAACAUUACUUUUGUUCCAGAAGAUUUUGUAUUUGAUGUGAAAUUGAAUGUGAACAAUAGAACUGUUGUAAGAAGACGAGUUUCAGCUAGCGACCCGCCACCGAUAUGCUUCAACCCUAGAAGAGCCCCAUUUGUUCAAGUGUGUGCGGAAAUCUCGAAUAUACAGAUAAGAAACAAAAAUGUACACGCUUGUUUUGACAUCAAUGCAAAUAUCGCAGAUUUUCCCAUUUUCUCAGCCCCAUUUCGUUGUUUUAGCCUUGGAGCUUCAGGUCUACAGAGUGGGAAAAAACCCAGACCAGUAUCUUCAUCGGGCCCGAAGCCUGUGAAUCUCUUUGGUAAUACUGACAAACCUGACAACGAUGUGGGAGGCUUGAUAGGGAAUACUGUGGGCUCAGUUUUUGAAAACGGCUUAUUUGGAAUAGGAGGGCAAAGUUCCAGCAAUGACGACGGGCCUUUCGACGGGUUCGGUGAUGCAAUAGGAGACUUUUUGGAUUUUGAAUAG
This is a messenger RNA of Arctia plantaginis, 2748 nucleotides long. The record is from the annotation of a GenBank genome assembly. Lineage: Eukaryota; Metazoa; Arthropoda; Insecta; Lepidoptera; Erebidae.